Messenger RNA from Trichoplax adhaerens, 645 nucleotides. RefSeq lists its product as uncharacterized. The coding region runs from base 1 to 645 and encodes 214 amino acids. The transcript is spliced from 4 exons. NCBI's taxonomy places the organism in Eukaryota, Metazoa, Placozoa, Uniplacotomia, Trichoplacea, Trichoplacidae. The record is from RefSeq and is a predicted model, not a curated record.
AUGUCGGGUUUAUCAAGGCAGCAAUACGUGCAACAACCGCAAAUGAUGCUGCAACCAGAACAGCAAUUACAAGCAGCCCAGCAGCAACCUCAAAUUGAAUCACAAGUGCAAAGAAUUCAACAAUAUUCAAUGGCACAACAAGUACAAACAGAGCAACAGCAACCAUCAUUGGGACAGCAGAUGUACAUGCAGUCACAAUCAAUGUCACAAUCUUAUCCCAUACAGCAAUCACACAUACAAAUAACUUAUCAGAAACAAGCUGCACAACAAAGUUGCUGCUACUCUUGCUGCUGCAGUAGACCUAGAAUUUUGUCGAACCAAAUGCAUUCCGUCAACUUUAAACUUGGUAUUUGCAUGCUGAUUGUUGGCGUAACUUCGCUGUACAUCAUCAAUGGUGCUCUGGCAACAGCAGCAAUUCGAAACAAAACCAACAUUCACCUGAAUAUACCUGCUGUCCAGUUUUAUAAUCAGCCGGAAGUUGCUCUACCACCAAGGUUGAUGCAAGCAGGAACGGCCUAUCCUUCUCCAGUCUAUAGGAAAGACGAACAAAUAACGCCGACUGCAUACAAUCCAGGUAAUGUAGAAGCCAUGUCUAAACCAAUUCCACAAGAGCUGCCUCAAUACUCUAGUGUUGUAAAUCGGUAA